CCUGGCAGUGACACAGCCCAGCUCAGGGUUACCACACUGCUCACCUGUGAAGCAAUGUUCCCGCGAGAAGGCUGGGUGUCUCCGCCAGAGGCCUAUAAAUGCUGGGCCUGCGUGUUGCUGUCAGACCUCUUUGUGUGGCUCCUGGGCUUGGCCAGUAGGAGGUGUCAAGGAAGCCUGACUUUGCUUCUCCUUCGCUCAGAGUGCAGCAAAAUGGCAGACCAAAUGUCGCAGCUGGAAUGCAGCAUAGAAACCAUCAUCAACAUCUUCCACCAGUACUCUGUGAGGCUGGGGCACCCGGACACCCUGAACCAGAAAGAAUUCAAACAGCUGGUGAAGAAAGAGCUGGCAAACUUCCUCAAGAAGGAGAAGAAGAAUGAAAAAGCCAUAAACGAGAUCAUGGAGGAUCUGGACACAAAUGUAGACCAGGAGCUGAGCUUCCAGGAGUUCUCCAUGCUGGUGGGCAAGCUGACGGAAGCCUCCCACGAGGAGAUGCACAAGACCGCGCCCCCAGGAGAAGGCCACAGGCACGGGCCAGGCUUCGGGGAGGGCACAGGCUCAUGCCCCGGCCAGCCCGGCCAGCCCGGCCAGCCCGGCCAGCCAGGCCCGGGUGGCCACAGCCACAGCCAUGGAGGCCACGGCCACAGCCAUGGAGGUCACGGCCACAGCCACUGAUCAGGAGGCCAGGCCACCAGCCCCUGCCCACCUAGGGCCACGGGGCUGGCUUAGCUGUGGGGCAGGGAGAUGGGGGUGAAAUAAAGUCCUCUUCCGA
Molecule: messenger RNA, 769 nt
Organism: Hippopotamus amphibius kiboko
Lineage: Eukaryota; Metazoa; Chordata; Mammalia; Artiodactyla; Hippopotamidae
Gene: S100A9
Product: S100 calcium binding protein A9
Exons: 3
Coding region: 55-672 (205 amino acids)
Biological process (GO): regulation of integrin biosynthetic process; response to lipopolysaccharide; neutrophil chemotaxis
Cellular component (GO): extracellular exosome; cytoplasm; nucleus
Molecular function (GO): calcium ion binding
Source: RefSeq, a predicted model, not a curated record